CGCAGCAGCAGCGGGAGGCUCGGGCCAUGGCCGCCGACGUGUUCAUGCGGCCGGGCCGGCUCCCCGGGGCGGCGGGGCCCGUGUCGCGGCGGGCGGAGCCGGACGAGGACUCCUCGGACACGGACGAUGGGGGCUCCCCGGCGGGGCGGCGGCCCGGGCCGCGGCGGGGGCAGCCCGCGGGGCCCCAGAUCAUCCACUCGGGCCACUUCAUGGUCUCGUCGCCGCACAGCGAGCACCCGCCCAAGAAGGGCUACGACUUCGACACGGUCAACGAGCAGACGUGCCAGACCUACCGCUUCGGGGCGGCGCGGGGCGGCGGCGGGGCCGGGGGGCGCCUCAGCAUCGACGCCUCCCUCACCAAGCUCUUCGAGUGCAUGAGCCUGGCCUACAGUGGGAAGUUGGUUUCGCCAAAAUGGAAGAAUUUUAAAGGCUUAAAACUUCAAUGGAGGGAUAAAAUUCGUCUCAACAAUGCCAUCUGGAGGGCAUGGUAUAUGCAGUACCUGGAGAAACGCAAGAACCCAGUGUGCCAUUUUGUGACUCCACUAGAUGGCUCUAUUGAUGUAGAGGAACAUCGGCGGCCUGAAGCAAUUGCAACAGAAGGGAAAUAUUGGAAACGAAGAAUCGAAAUAGUCAUCAGGGAAUAUCACAAGUGGAGAACAUACUUCAAGAAAAGGUUACAGAAACACAAAGAUGAAGACCUUUCAAGCUUGGUGCGGGACGAUGAUGUGGUUCUCUGGCAUCAGAGUAGAUAUGGCAGAGAAACCCCCGUCCCCAUGGAGGAAGAUUCCUUUCUGGAUGCAGAUAUGCUUAUGUCUGAGUUCACGGAUACCCUCUUCUCUACGCUUUCUUCACAUCAGCUGAUUGCCUGGCCAAAUCCCAGAGAGAUAGCACACUUAGGAAAUGCUGACAUGAUUCAGCCAGGACUUAUCCCUCUCCAGCCAAAUCUAGAUUUCAUGGAUACUUUUGAAUCUUUUCAGGAUCUGUUCUCAUCCAAUCGCUCUGGCAACUUUUUCUCUUCUGUCCCUGCUGCCAGUUCUGCGAUGACAGAUACCAGCAGCCAUUCUUCCCAGUCUUCUGUCCUGCCCUCGGGUUCUUUACCCAGCACACUCCCAACAGUGAACCUCAAUGAAGGAUUGAUUGCCUCAUCGGUACCUGCUCCUGUCAUUCCUGAUGUUGGUGCUAACCAAUGCUCCAACAUUAGAAGUGAGGGCUCUUUCAUCCAGCCAUCAGACUUCAAUUCCGAUUCAUCUCUAAGUGGCCAGCAGCCAUUUCUUCCGGUGUUCCCAGCUCCAGUGUCGCUGCUGCAGCCCGCUGUCCCACCACACCAAGCCGCUUUGCCCACGGUGCCUCUGAAGGCCAGCUUGAAUUCCCAGCCAUCUGCUUUUACUGCUCCAGAAACCCAAAAGUCUGGCCUCCGCAAAUCUUCCAUUGUUACCCACACGGCUUCUGCCACCCUGACCCACAACCCCUCUGCUACCACCUUCAGCCAGAGCCAGAACCUCAUCCUGGCAACGCAGCAGCCAGGCGGAGGAGUGCCUUGUAACCUAACUCUACAGACUGCUGUUGUGCAGGGGCAGCCCCGGCCUCAGCUGCAACCCCACCUGACGUUUGCACUCCCUAAAGCCGUUCCCCUGGCGAAUGCUGGAACGAGGCCCAAACAGCCACAAAAAAUAGUGCCUGCUCCAAAGCCUGAAACGGUGUCCUUAGUAUUAAAAAAUGCCUUCAUCACCCCAGCUGCCUUUCAGGGACAGUCCAGAGCUGUGAUCGUAACCCCAGCACCUUUAAAAAGAGAGGGGAUUUUGACUCCGGCCAUGUCUCCACCUAGUGUUGUAAUUGCACCAGCUGCAAUUCCCAGAGCUCCCGGGGUGAUGGAAUUCCAUAAUAACAUUCUGGUUGGUCAAGCACAGCAAGCUCCAAGUAACCAGCAAGUGCAGUCCACAGUCUCGCAUCUCUUCUCUCCUAGUGCAGUCCAAGAAGUGAAAGGAGAGCAAAUCCCUUACCUCAGUACCUGUUCACAAGUUCCCUCACCUACACCUAGCCGAGAUUGUCAGAAUUCAGGACAGGCCUCUCCCUGCCCAUCUGAACAAAGCCCCAGUCCUCAGUCUCCACAGAAUAAUUGCUCAGGAAAAUCCACAACUGACCCUCAGAUGGCUGCAUUUAAGAAUCGAAGGAUGAAGCAUAUUUCAGCAGAACAAAAGAGAAGAUUUAAUAUCAAGAUUGGUUUUAGCACCCUGAACAGCUUGGUAUCAGCUAACUCUAAGUCAAUCAGCCAUGCAAUCACGCUCCAGAAGACUGUGGAAUAUAUCACUAAACUACAGCAGGAGAGAAUGCAGUCACAAGAGGAAACUAGGCGCCUCCGGGAGGAGAUUGAGGAGCUAAAUGCUACCAUCAUUUCUUGUCAACAGCAGCUCCCUGCUACCGGGGUUCCCAUAACCCGACAGAGAUUUGAUCACAUGCGGAGUAUGUUUGAUGAGUAUGUGAGAAACAGGACCCUCCAGAACUGGAAGUUUUGGAUUUUUAGUAUCAUCAUUAAGCCAUUGUUUGAGACCUUCAAUGGAAUGGUGUCUACGGCCAGUUUAGAGGACCUGAACCAGACUGCAAUGGCGUGGCUGGACGAGCAUUGUUCGCUCCGUGUUCUGAGGCCAAUGGUGCUGAACACCCUUCGGCAUCUCAGUACAACCACCUCGAUUCUGUCAGAUCCGUCACACCUGCCAGAGCAAGCCACUGAGGCAGUUUGUAAGAUCAACAAAACAGCUGGGGAAACCUAACAGUCACAAAUGAUGAGUUGCCUAAACAAGACGUGAAGAAAGGGCCAGCCUCACAGACGUGUGAGUUUCCUUACAGUCGGUGCACUUUAGAAAGGACAUUGUUCAGAGCAUUUUGCCUCUGGCUCCUGAACAUGUAGAGAUACAAUGCAACAUUGUCUAAUGUUUGGCUUCCUCUUCAAUACCUGUUAGGUUCAGUUAAGUGAGAAUGCCAACCUCAGAAACAUAAGUAGGCUAGAGUCCUGCAUUCAGCAAUAAAAAAUCUCCAUCAGUGAAGCAUGAAUAAAUACACAGGGAGCAUCUUUGCAUAAAAUGACUUCAAGUACUAAACAAGGUGUAAAUUCGCUACACCUAGGAACAAUUUGUUAAAGGGAAAUGCACGUUUGAUUUCAUGAAAGGUAAUGUGCUUUUUCAUUUUAUUACCUGGUGUUCAAUUUCUUUGUUGUUUUACUUGAACAGUAAAAGUUGAUAAAAAGAAUGAUCAACAUAUUAAUAACCAAAGGAGAAAAAAAGUUAAUCAAAGAUACAAAAUUGUGGUAAAAUACUAGAAUUAAAAUCUCAGGUUGUGUAUGUAUCUUUAUUCUAGUUCAGUAUAUUAUUUGUAUAUGAUCAUUUGGAGGGCAUGCUUUAUUUCCUAGCAAAUAAAGUAGCAGAUGUUUUCGUAGAACUUUUUUUCCUGAUUCAGUCAGUACAAGUGAGUAGCAGGACAGUUUGGCAAGUACAAGAGAACAAUUUAUCUUUAAUUUGUGUGAAUUCUUUACUUGUAAAUAUAGACAUGAAUUUCCUUACAGGCUUAAACUGUAAACUAUUUUUUCUUACAUGCUGCAGAGUCGAACUCUCCAUCAUAAGACAUGUGCACAGAUGAUGCUGUAAUGCUUUAGAGACAGAAACUGAGUUUGUAAUGCUAGGAAAUAGGCAUUUAUGUUGUCACAGAAAUUAGAUCAAUCCACAUGUACUCAUAAGCUAUCCCCCACUCCUGUGUCUUCUUUGCUUAUCUCCCCUGCUUCAAUGUCCCUGCCCUAAAUCCUAAACUCGAAAGAUUUAGGUCACGGUUGUCAAUCUUUAAGAGGCUUGCGUCCAACAUAAAACUUAGAACACCACUUGUUUGAUAUCUGAAACAUGACAUCAUUCACCGUGACUGUUCCAGUAAGUGUCUGACAUAACUAUAGAUGGACCUGAGCCUCACUAGUCAUUAGCAAUGUGGUCAUCACCAUAGUGCUAGCAACUUCUGGCCAACAGUAGCUCAUGCAGAUCGUUCCUGUCCACAUUAGGAUUAACCUGUGUGGGGUAGGGUGUAUGUAUGUGCCAUUGGCGAAUUAGGAGGAGUAGGCAUAAACAUGGAGACUCUUGACCCAUGAUUUGUAGGCCUUCUCUUGCAAUGCCUUCUCCACAGCUCUUGUCAUGGAGGGUCUGCAAAACUGACUUUCUUUGGUUGGAGCAAAGCUGGAGCAGAACAUGUGCUUCGAGCCCUCCCAGCUUUGGGGUUUGUUCCUUGCCAGUGCCUUUGCCCAGCACCUUGCUCCCCAGUGUUGCUCUCAGCCUGUGUGCUGGGGACAGGGUUUGGCUUGUAGCUAACACGUUACUCUGCUGCAUCUCUGUAAUGAAGUCUAAAAACAUGAUCCUUUAUAGCUAACCCCCUGGACCUUAAAGUAGAGGCACUAUGUAAAGCUUAAGUCUUCUGUUGAGGUUCUGAUGCUGCACUCAUCACUCUGGUAUCUGAGCUCCUGCUUUUCAAUACACUGUGAAAAACUAAAUGAUUUGUUGCUUAGCUACUGGCAUAUAACCACCUAAGCAGGGAGCUGUACUGUGCACAGCUAGGGAAAUGCCUAGUGGUGUCUGCUUUCACAGUGACGGGUAACUCCAAUAAUGUAAUUACAUGUCUGAGCGGGUUUGUUUUGUGUUCCACUCCAUGAAUUAACUUCAUCUGCAAAAGAAGUGAGCCUUCAGGCCAUUGACUAGAUUUUGUAUCUGGUUCAAAAUUUGAGGUCCCAGGAGUUUACCAAACUCUCAGGUCAGUUUUCAUGGCAAAAAAAAAUAAAUAAAUCAUUAAACUCAGCACAACUUCUUAAUAACCCUGACAAUUCCACUACUUUCUAGAGAGAAGUUAUUAGGAACCAUGUUAACAAUCCAGGUAAAGCCAAAUGAUCUCUUCCCUUGGUACCUUUCCUUCCAGUUUCAAAAACAAGCUGCAUUGAGAUGGGCAGCUCUUGUACACUGACAGUGGUUAGCUAGAGAGCAGACUGCAAAUAAUUUGAUAUUACACAUUCUAAAAUAUUUUCAGGGAUUUUACAUUAGGAAGCAACUCUUCGCUUUCUCUACCGUAUAACUUUCCAUUUGGAGGGUCAAGCUUUCAAAAGCUACCUAUGAAAUGAACUGCAGGAUUUCCCUGUCCUGAGUUUUUGCAUUCUCAACUUUUCACAGCUGAGUUUUUGCACAUGCCGAACAUCAGUUGUGGUGGAAAUGGCAUUUGUGCAGGCAAAUCAAGAGACCUUUUGCUACCCAUUUAUAUACCUAAACUUUACACACACCUCUGAGAUUUUUGCAGCUGUGGAAAAACUGCAGUCACCGCUGUAGAGCUAGCAGUUGAAGGCCCUUUGAAAAUGUAGGCCUAGACUUUAUUGAAAUAGUACAUAGAGGUGGUUGUUCAGCGGUGAAGUGGCUUUUCUACCUAUAUACUCAGGCCUAGACGUGCAGUACAAUCUAUUAGUAAAAUAAGCAAUAUCGUUUGGUAUCCAGCUGAAUAAAUGGUGCUAUAUAAAUGUAAGAUCUUUUCUAUCGAUGCCUGUAUUCAUCCUUCAUUUUAUUAAUGAUCUUGAACUUCUGUCUAACAAAAUCUUUGACAUGGUGAUUAGCUAGGUUCCCCCCAACUUCCUCAUUUACACAUCUAUCUUAUUGAUAUGCAUAUUUGCAUGUCCAAAUACGUAUCUGGUGACGUUGUCUCCAGUCUGCAUGGUAGAUAUUGUGCCUGGUUCUUACCUCAUCCCAGUGUAAAUUGGGAGUAAAUGCACUGAAGUCAAUGUGAAGUGUGAUCAUAAUCAAGCUUUCCCUCAACAUGCGAGAUGUACUAAGGGCCUGUUAGAAAGCUCGUGGAAGUCUUUCUGCUGACUUCCAGGAGCUUUGGCUCAGACCCUAAAGAGUUCCACCCCAACUCCCAUUGAAAUCAAUAGAAGGCCUCACAUUGACUGCAUUGGUAUCCUAAAGGAACAUGAAAGGAUAUUGUGACUGAGCUACUUAAAAUUUAUCAGGUUACCACUUUUUUAUCUUGAAGUCUACUAAAAACCAUCGAAUCUCACUGCACAGCCGAGCAGAUUAAAACGGGACAGAUAGGGUGUAUCUAGUUAGUUGCAGGGGAAACACAGAACAGUUCUGCUUGCUGCACAAAGAUCAGCAGCACUUUAUCUUUUUUUUAUUAAAAAUUGCUGACUUUGGCAGGCAGGAAGGGGAAAAGUGUAUGAGGGAGAAGAAAAAAGUAUACAAACUUUUCAUUCUGUCUGGCAUUUACCAGAAAUCAUCUGCUUUCCUAAAUCCUUUGAGUCGAACAAAUACCCAUGACGCAUGGAGACUUGAACAAUAAGAUCUUGCCCCUUAGUGAAGGUUAAUAAUUCUGAGAACCCUUUGCCACCUAAUUUCUGUAAAUCUGAACUCUCAUUUGUUUAUUUCAGACUCCAUGUUUUAUCACAUUCAGUCUAGUGACAGUGCUUAUUGAGUGCACUGGAAACUGGACUGGGAGUUUAUAGACCUUGGUUCAAUUCCUGGCUCUGUCUCUGUUUUGCUGUGGGCCUAGUCGCUUACCUCUGCCUCAGUUUCUCCAUCUGUAAAAUGGGGAUAAUGAUACUUCAUCUUUUGUAAAGCAGUUAGUAUUUUUACAGAGCUUUUCUUUAGAUCUCAAAGUAUUUUUAUGAAGUUAUGAAAAGAGAUUUACCCAAUUUAUAUGAAUUGCAGUGUAAAUCUCUCUGCUCUAAGCUUGAACUUUGUAUUCUAUUUCUGCUCACCAGCUAAGGGGUUUAAAUAACACAUCUCUCAAAAAGAGGAUUUCUGCCCAAAGCAGUUGCACUCUCCCUUAGUUUAACGAGUUCCAAUUCAGUUCCGUGUGGCACCAAACAGAGGCUCUCAACCAGUCCCCACCAUCUGUCUGCAGUUUACAGAGAAUUUCAGGUGACACUUACCGUCUACCUCGCCUUCAGUGGCUUCAUACUGUGGAUUUGGCUCCCAAAGAAUCUGUAGUGCUCAGAUUCAUUCUUAGCUUCCCUAAAAGCCAAACACAAGCUAUGCUUUACUCAGACUCAAAUUAUUGGGCUCAGUACAAGGGUAUCUGGGUGAAAUAAUGGCCUGUGAUGUACUAGAUCAGCGUUUCUCAAACUGGGGUCCAUGGGCCCCGCUGAUCAACUCCUCCCCCUCCCUCCUAGCGCCUCCUGCACGUCAGGGAAGUGUUCCCUGGUGUGCAGGAGGUGCUGGGAGGGAGGGGGAGGAGUGGGGACAGGGUGCACCCAGGGGAGGGGGCAGAAAGAGGCAGGGAAGAGGAGGGGGAGGGGU
Messenger RNA from Trachemys scripta elegans, 7298 nucleotides. RefSeq names its product MLX interacting protein (gene MLXIP). NCBI's taxonomy places the organism in Eukaryota, Metazoa, Chordata, Testudines, Emydidae. Gene Ontology annotation, biological process: regulation of transcription by RNA polymerase II. Gene Ontology annotation, molecular function: protein dimerization activity; DNA-binding transcription factor activity, RNA polymerase II-specific; RNA polymerase II cis-regulatory region sequence-specific DNA binding. The record is from RefSeq and is a predicted model, not a curated record. Bases 27 to 2768 code for a protein of 913 amino acids. Gene Ontology annotation, cellular component: nucleus. The transcript is spliced from 17 exons.